CCUGAUCAAUGGGACCUGAGGAUGUUCCAGCAGUGUGGGAAGGCCGAGCGAGCCACCUGCGGGCGGUGAGAGGGACAGAGCAAGAUGUGACUGGCAGGUGGCUGGCUCUGCAGGUGCCAGGGAAGGGGGAGCUGGGCACCGAGCUGGCAAUCAAUAAUUCAAGGAGGUGGUCACAUGCCCUUGCUGGCUGUUGCAGGAUUCCUCUCUCACCAGAGUCUGGUUACAUCCAGGGAUCAAGUUCCAACCUCUUGGCUGGUGAAUUAUUAAACUCCAGCAGUGCUCUGUUCCCUUUGUACCACGGCUGUGUCUUCCUGCUGUCAUUCCUUGCCAGCGACAGGCUCUGUGGAAGGGCUCCUCCGGACCAGCACAGCACCUCACGCUCUCCGUUGCCCCUUGCUUGUCGACAGGAGAGGGAAAAGCCUGGGGAGAUGGACCUGUCCUACAGAUCCACCAUCUCCAUCUAUAAGAGCAUCCUGGAGCAGUUUAACCCUGCACUGGAGAACCUGGUGUACCUGGGGAACAACUACUUGCGUGCCUUCCAUGCAUUAUCCAAAGCAGCUGAAGUCUACUUUAAGGCAAUCGAAAAGAUUGGGGAGCAAGCACUGCAGAGCUCCACCUCUCAUGUGCUGGGUGAAAUCCUGAUGCAGAUGUCUGACACACAGAGGCUCCUGAGUUCUGAUCUAGAAGUUGUGGCUCAGACGUUCCAUGUGGAUCUACUGCAGCACAUGGAGAAGAACUCCAAAAUGGAUGUGCAGUUCAUCAGUGAGAGCCAGAAGCAGUACGAGUUGGAGUACCGGCGCAAAGCCAACAACCUGGAGAAGUGCACAGCAGAGCUCUGGAGGAUGGAGAGGGCCCGUGAUAAAAAUGUCCGGGAGAUGAAGGAGAAUGUGAUGCGGCUGCGCUCAGAGAUGCAGGCAUUCCUCUCCAACAGCCAGCGGGAGGCUGAGCUGGAGGAGAAACGCCGCUACCGCUUCCUGGCUGACAAGCACCAGAUGCUCUACAACACUCUCCUCCAGUUCUACAGCAGGGCCCGAGGCAUGAUCCAGACUAAGGCACCACAGUGGAAGGAGCAGCUGGAGGCCAGCCGCAACCCCUCCAACAGCCAUGUGCAGGGCCUGCUCACCAGCUCCCAUGGCCAGGGCUAUCCGUCAGGCCGGCUCACGCCUACCCACCUGGAGACGAGACCCCUUGGAGACUUUGCUUCUUCUAUGGCCGGGAGUAGGUCCAGCAUCUUCUCUCAGGAACCACCAGAAAUGAGACUGUCUCCUCAACCAGAGGUCCCCAGGCGACCGCUGCAGAGGACACCAUCAGCCAGUUUGGUCCCUGCUGGCCGUGUCUCCCGCUCUGGUUCCUUUGGUGAGGCCAGCAGCAGCAGUGAAGGCAGGCGGAGGGGCGGCACAGUGAGAGUGCAGGCUAUCGCACCCCACACAACUGGGGCCAACCGGACCCUGCUGCGCUUCGAUCCUGGGGAUGUCAUCACAGUGCUGAUGCCAGAGGCGCAGAACGGCUGGCUGUACGGCAAGCUGGAGGGCUCAUCCGCAUGUGGUUGGUUCCCUGAAGCUUAUGUCAAGCCUCUGGAGGAUGCAAGGGAUAUGGAAGAGCCACCUGUCAGGUCUUUCCCACUCCGGAGCAGUCACAGUAUGGAUGACAUCUUGGAUCAUCCCAGCGUUUCUUCCUCUAGCUGGUCUGCUGCUGCCCAAGCUGCUGUGCCAAACCCACCUCCUGCACCGGUGGGUGCCAGCAGUCACCAGAGUGGGCCGGUGACAUCAGGUGGUUCGAAGAAACCGGGAGUAUUUGACCAGCCACCUGAACUCUUCCCAAGAGGUACCAACCCCUUUGCCACAGUCAAGCUACGUCCCACAGUCACCAACGAUCGCUCUGCACCCAUUAUCCGAUGAAGUGCUGCAGGGAAGAGGAAGGCAUAGGAGUGACAGGCUGCAACCCCUAUUGGGCAGUGACCUCAUGCUACCGCUCACAGAGUGACCUCUCUCUGUUCCUCCCUUCCCUCUUGGACAUGAGGAUCUGUCUCAUGGCUGUCUGGCAUGCUGUAGCCAACAGCAGGCCCUCUUCGGAUUGCCCUCCACCCCUGUGUGAUGUUAUCGUGCUUGAGUGGGAGAAGCCUGGAGAUGGUGGCCUGGGGGUGGUGGUGGGGAAAUUCUGAUGGUCUGGGAGAACGACACUUGCCAGAUUUUGCUGCUGGAAAAAUGAACCCCAGAGGGAGGUGGCUACCACAAAGCUGCCAGUGAUGUGGCUUGGCUGAAGGGCUCUUGGCCCCUUUGGCAGCCAUGUUUGUUUCAGCCCCUCCUCACCACCAGCUGACCCCUUCCCUGGCCAGUCAGCUCCUGGGCACAGGAAAGGAGGUGAUGGAGCCCAGUGUCACUGUCCUACUCUUCCACCAGUUGUCCUGUGGAGAAAGCAUUUUGA
This is a messenger RNA of Meleagris gallopavo (turkey), 2424 nucleotides long. RefSeq names its product BAR/IMD domain containing adaptor protein 2 like 2 (gene BAIAP2L2). Gene Ontology annotation, molecular function: protein binding. The record is from RefSeq and is a predicted model, not a curated record. Gene Ontology annotation, cellular component: nucleoplasm; cytosol. Lineage: Eukaryota; Metazoa; Chordata; Aves; Galliformes; Phasianidae. Gene Ontology annotation, biological process: positive regulation of actin filament polymerization; actin crosslink formation; actin filament bundle assembly.